AUGCUGGACAAGGCAGAGUAUGAUCUGAAUCGUUUAGAAUCAAAUAAUAGUACACCGUUACAUGCUGCUUGCUAUUAUGGCCAUAAGGAGAUUGUUCAGUUGCUUAUUGCACAUAAGUGUGAUCGCUCACAGAUCAAUAGCCAGGGUUCAACAGCGUACGAAGAGGCAGCUAAUGAUGAAAUUCGUCAAUUAUUUAAACGUUCAAGUUGUGACCGUUUUCGACGCUUCCAAGAUGAAGAUGUCAACAAUUCUUUCGAUUUUGUCCAACGUCCGAAUGAAGAAGAUAUGGCUACUNCUUGCUAUUAUGGCCAUAAGGAGAUUGUUCAGUUGCUUAUUGCACAUAAGUGUGAUCGCUCACAGAUCAAUAGCCAGGGUUCAACAGCGUACGAAGAGGCAGCUAAUGAUGAAAUUCGUCAAUUAUUUAAACGUUCAAGUUGUGACCGUUUUCGACGCUUCCAAGAUGAAGAUGUCAACAAUUCUUUCGAUUUUGUCCAACGUCCGAAUGAAGAAGAUAUGGCUACUACUACUGCUGCUGCUGCGACUGCUCCAAGAGAUUUAGCGCCGACGAAAAGAAAGCCACUAGUUCAAGGCUAUAAAACAAAUGAAAAGGAACUCGAAAUUGGCUAUUCCACAACGUCUAUAGCUAUGUGUCAAUCAAAAUUAGGGCGAUUUAUAGCAGAUAGAUUCCAGAAGGAUUCUCCGAUGUCGUCAAAAACUAUUGGUCUUAAACUUCAAGAAAUAGUCGACCAACAAAUUCUCACUGAAGAAGACCCCCAAUCACAAAAAGCAAAUGAUCUUCUAACUAAAUAUUUAAGCGAGAAGGAUAAUGACCAUCGUAUCGAAUAUCUGUUACAUUUAUAUACGCUUAAGACAAAAUUUUAUAAAGCCUUACAAACUAAUCCGAUGCCGCUGGCUCUCCCACUUUAUAUGGCACUAGACAAAUUGAAAGAAAGAUAUUUUCAGGGCCAAUCGUAUCGUGGUGCAAAAAUGACGAAUGAUGACAUUUCCCCAUACGAAUGGGCCGUUAACAAUCAUGGAAGUCUUUUACAGACCAAAUAUUUUUCUUCCACAUCAUUAUAUCGCUCCGUUGCGGAAGAAUUUGGGGAUGAUGCAUCAAAAUCAAACGAUAAUCGACAUCAGGUUUUAUUUAUAUAUGACUUUCCAGAAAAGUGUGAUCAGACUAUUAAUUUGAACAGAAUAUCUGAUAAAUUACCGUGUUUAUCAGAAUAUGAAGAUGAAGGUGAAGUUCUAAUAUUACCUUGGACAUUAUUUCAAGUGAAAAGUGUAAAUAAAGAGACAAAUAACGGAUGUUCUACAUAUACAAUUUAUUUAACAAAUGUUACUCUACCACAUAAGUGUUUGUUAUCAACAUUUAAAUGGACACUGAAAAAUUUUAAAGGUUGUCUGGACCGCUUUCACGAGUACUUUUCAAACGCGAACCUUGAGCUCAUAGUGUCACAAAUGAUGGUUAAAGAGCCGUCCAUUGAUGCGAACGCUCUACAGAAAUGA
Molecule: messenger RNA, 1509 nt
Organism: Didymodactylos carnosus
Lineage: Eukaryota; Metazoa; Rotifera; Eurotatoria; Philodinida; Philodinidae
Source: the annotation of a GenBank genome assembly